Messenger RNA from Jaminaea rosea, 931 nucleotides. RefSeq lists its product as hypothetical. The record is from RefSeq and is a predicted model, not a curated record. The transcript has a single exon. NCBI's taxonomy places the organism in Eukaryota, Fungi, Basidiomycota, Exobasidiomycetes, Microstromatales. The coding region runs from base 213 to 707 and encodes 164 amino acids.
AUCCUCGCGUCCGGCCAAGCAUCCGUGUUGCCUCCAGACGACGGAGCCAGCAGCACAAUAGACGGAUCUCCCUCGAGGUCGGAGCAUCGACGGAGAUCCGCACAUAGCCGUAACCUUGAAUUCAAGACAGUCUUCUUGACCGGCCCGUGACAGAGCAUGGCCAUCUGCGUCCGCAUCCGCAUCCGCCUGCGCUCCAGCUCCCGAAUCCAUGGAUGUCCAUGCUCCGCGAGACAACUAACAAAGCGACAAACGGCGAAUUUUAUCGCCUGAGAUCUGAGACCUGCCAACUACAAAGCAUGUCUAGACCUGCUGCUGCCACAGCCAAGCCUAGCCUGGUGAGACGACGGUUGAGAAGUUGCGCUGGUGCGGAGCGGCGCAUUGGUAUUGAAGAGCAGCGAGACCGGCAGGCAAACUCCGCUCUGACUGACUCCGCCCUUUGGCGCAUCGCGUGUCGCGUGGCUCGAGUUCUAGUUGGACUGAGACCGAGGAUCCUACAAGCAGACAUGGUGUGUGGCUUCAACUUUACGUGCUUAGCGCCGGUCGUAUCACUACGGCGACUACAGCGACGGCAUGCCACGCAAAGCUCAAUGCAAAACGAGGGACGCCACACGCGAUGUCGUUACCGACCACGCGAUUCUCGUCGUGGGAAGGAAGUACCCGGUGGUGCGACUGAGACAAGAUUUACGAGCGCCGUCUUUGCAGUCUGAAUGACCAAGCUAAGAGCGCAGCAGUAGACACGACGGAGCUCGGUAAGGCGUUGUUGAGAAGCUGCGACGCGUCAAUGACCGAGGUCCUACGGAGCUCUGGCGAGCCCAAGCCCGCGCCAGCCAUUACUACCACCUCCACCGCCGUCGCUGUGGUCGUCUUUGGCCGUCGAAUUGAAUUGAUCGACCGUCCCGCAUUGGACCCCCAGCAUCGGGUCGCUUCCUGC